Messenger RNA from Penicillium soppii, 789 nucleotides. RefSeq names its product PQ-loop repeat-containing protein. The transcript is spliced from 5 exons. Lineage: Eukaryota; Fungi; Ascomycota; Eurotiomycetes; Eurotiales; Aspergillaceae. Bases 1 to 789 code for a protein of 262 amino acids. The record is from RefSeq and is a predicted model, not a curated record.
AUGGAGAACCGCGUUGCAGAGAAUGUGCUGGGCACACUUGGUGCGGUCUGUUGGUCUAUCCAGCUUCUUCCACAAAUCAUCAUAAACUAUAGGAGACAUGAUACCGAAGGUCUUCAGGGGUCAAUGAUGCUACUGUGGGCCGCCGCAGGAGUUCCUCUUGGAGUAUACAACAUCGUUGAAGAAUUUAAUAUUGCCUUGAGGAUUCAACCCCAAAUAUUGACCACUCUCAGUUUGAUCACUUGGGCGCAGUGUCUUUACUAUGGAAAGAAAAUUUCUAUCAUGAAAUGCUGCGUCGCUGUCGCAUCCCUUCUUGUGCUACUAGGGGGCAUGCAAACAGGGCUAAUCUUCGGUCUCCAAGCGGCAAAGUCGCAUGAUCUUGAAUGGCCUCUGAUCCUGAUGGCAGUAAUGAGUGCAUGCCUGCUUGCCGCUGGUGUAUUGAGACAUUAUUGGGAUAUAUAUGUCCACCGAACUGUUCGUGGGAUCAGCUUCAUUUUUGUCGGUAUAGAUGCCGCGGGUGACUUGUUUUCUCUUGUCUCUGUUUUAUUCGGAACCACUAUUGAUGCUCUCGGCAUCAUCAUCUAUGGAACCGAAUUAACACUUUGGAUCGGCAUAUUUAUUUGCGGUGGCAUUUUCAAUCUCUUGCCUUGGAUAAGGGAACGCUCCAAGCAGCGAGACGCCGAUUUACAGGACCCGGUCUCUCUGCAUCCAAUGCCAUCGUCAACUUCGGUGUUCAGAACAGCGUCUGGAACCGAGGUUUCGGGAAGACGACCAUGGCAGAGCUCAUCAUGA